Messenger RNA from Sinocyclocheilus grahami, 516 nucleotides. RefSeq names its product beta,beta-carotene 15,15'-dioxygenase-like. NCBI's taxonomy places the organism in Eukaryota, Metazoa, Chordata, Actinopteri, Cypriniformes, Cyprinidae. Gene Ontology annotation, biological process: retinal metabolic process; carotene catabolic process. Gene Ontology annotation, molecular function: beta-carotene 15,15'-dioxygenase activity; carotenoid dioxygenase activity. The transcript has 4 exons. The record is from RefSeq and is a predicted model, not a curated record. The coding region runs from base 1 to 501 and encodes 166 amino acids.
AUGGUUUGGACUUUGGACAGAGAAGUGGACAUAAGCAGCUUGAUUCCUGAAUGGCUGCAGGGCACGCUUAUACGCAAUGGACCUGGCCUCUUCUCUUUGGGAGAGACGAGAUACAACCAUUGGUUUGAUGGAAUGGCACUUUUGCACAGUUUCACAAUAAAAAAAGGAGAGGUGACGUAUAGAAGCAAGUAUCUUCAAGGUGACACCUACAACUCCAACAUGCAGGCCAACAGAAUAGUGGUGUCAGAGAUGGGGACCAUGGCGUACCCAGACCCAUGUAAAAAUAUAUUCUCCAAAGUGAUAACUUUCCUCAGCCACACCAUACCAGACUUCACUGACAACUGCGCCAAUAACAUAAUCAAAUAUGGAAGUGACUACCAUGCUACAUCUGAGACCAAUUACAUUCGUAAAAUUGACCCCAUGACUUUAGAGACUCAAGAAAAGGUAAAAAAAAAAAAAAAAAAGUUUGUAAAAAUAUCUAGUUCAGUCAGGAAACUCUAGACGGCAUAGACUGAU